GGGUACUUCCUGAGUACCCCUUUGCCAGGACACAUUAACCCCUCGCCUACCGGGCACUUCUACCCCCUUCCUGCCUACCGGGCACUUCUACCCCCUUCCUGCCUACAGGGCACUUCUACCCCCUUCCUGCCUACAGGGCACUUCUACCCCCUUCCUGCCUACCGGGCACUUCUACCCCCUUCCUGCCUACAGGGCACUUCUACCCCCUUCCUGCCCACCGGGGCACUUCUACCCCCUUCCUGCCUACAGGGCACUUCUACCCCCUUCCCGCCUACAGGGCACUUCUCUACCCCCUUCCUGCCUACCGGGCACUUCUACCCC
Staurois parvus is the source of this 321-nucleotide messenger RNA. The record is from the annotation of a GenBank genome assembly. Lineage: Eukaryota; Metazoa; Chordata; Amphibia; Anura; Ranidae.